Ceraceosorus guamensis is the source of this 1056-nucleotide messenger RNA. RefSeq lists its product as hypothetical. The record is from RefSeq and is a predicted model, not a curated record. The transcript is spliced from 2 exons. Lineage: Eukaryota; Fungi; Basidiomycota; Exobasidiomycetes; Ceraceosorales; Ceraceosoraceae. The coding region runs from base 116 to 793 and encodes 225 amino acids.
CAUCAUCCGUUCCGUGAGACUCCCAGCAUACCCUCGCUCAUCUGCUCACUACUUCGACGUACCUGCGCUCGUCGAGUCCGUGACUGCGAAGCUCCGCACUUUGAGACGCUUCAAGAUGGCUUCGACUGAUGCGAGUCGAUUAGACGAGGCGUACGAUGAAGACCUGUUGGUGCCGGGACAUUGCGCGUGCGGUGCGCUGUCCUUCAUCAUCGAUCUGAACGUAGGGCGACCUAGCACGAGCGCCUACUGCCACUGCACUCGCUGUCAACGUUUCAACGGAGCUCCCUUUGUCCACACUUUGCACUUGCCAUUCGCUGCCGUUUCUUGGAUGCCGGAAGCGUGCGAGGAUGUGGGAGCGCCUCAUCUGGACUCGAACACGCUUCAAGAGGCGCAAAUGGAUAGGGAGAAUAGAGGAUUUCCAAAAGCUAGAGGAGGCUCGUGGAGCGAGCUGUUGGAGACGUACGAAGCUCAAGCGGGGCGAAAGUGGAAGUUGAGGUGCAAGGUGUGCAGCAGUCCGAUGGGAUCCUGGAGCGUCGUGAGGAACGGCUGGUCCAUCUGGCCACCGACCAUUCAGCGUGCACCGAGCACGGCCGAGGAAGCGUCCAACCACAACAACACCAACAACACCCCCACCUCCCACUUUACCGGCAAACAGCUCGCCUCGCAAAAGGCGUGGCGCUUGAUGCGGCCCGACCAUCAUCAAUUCUACGGACCUUGGAGAAGCUUCGACGUGCAGGAUGAUGGGCGGGACAAGUUCAUCGGAUACAAGGGCAAGAGCGAGCGGGUCGCGUGAAGCACGGCUUUGGCGACUUGCCCCCGUCGCUGAUGCGCUCUGCAGUCCCUCAGCAUUAGACACUCGAAUGUGUGCGUCGGAUGUUGAGAGGGAAUGAAUGAUGGGACUAUUCGCAAUACACUGCGCAUGACCUCAUGAGAGCUGCUCGACCAAGAAAGUGAUGAGCAUUCGUUUGCAGUCUGAGUCAAGAGUCACGAGUGUUGAGCCCUAGUGAUGGGCCAUCCACAUCGAGCCGCAUCGCCUGCCCACUGCUUGCUAGAACG